AGCACCUUGGUGUUUUCAACAACAAAAAAGAAAUAAAGAGGAGAAAGAAAAUGAAAAGACGUAUCUUGUUAUUAAGAGCUAGUACUCUGACUUUUUCUUUAAGAAAUAGACUUACCUUGUUAUAAAGAGAUAGUACCCAAGACUUUGCUUGCACUCUGAUUUUUUUUUUUUCUUCUGAAAAUAGACUUACCCUGUUUUUCACUCGAGCACUCCUAUUCUCUUGUGCUUGCAGUAGGCGACCUCGUCCAAGAUCUACCGGACUCUGACUGACGUCAUGGAGAAACCAACGCUUCCCCACACAGAGAUCCAGGUCGGUGCCAGCAGCAGAACGACAAAGUCCAGUCGUGGAGAGGGUCCGUUGUGCGCUGUGGCCUGGCUGGUCAGUCUGCUGACCUCUCUGUCGUGUGUGUCCAGGACCGUGAGCCUGGCCUCGUUAGUGAGCGACUCGCACGUCAGUUUGAUUCCUCUGUGGGUGUGGCAGCUUCUCUUGUAUGUGCUGGUCGCUGUUACUGAAAGCACAGUACAUUGCUCAAGGUAUUCGUCAUAUUGGCAACAAUCUUCAGUCACAUCCAGCCGUUCACAAAGUACACUCAGACGUUUUCUACUGGAACACAGCUGUUACUGCAAACGUUGGUUCCGGUCUGCGGACUUCUUAUACCAGCUUGUGCGUUGUUGAUGAAAUCCUGUAUCGGCGUGGAUCUUUCAUUGGCUUCUGACGGCUACCCAUGCUCCUCAACGGCAGUGACGUCACAGCAAGCAGCGUUGGCCGUCUUCGCCUAUUGGCUAAUGAAAGGGAGGAGGAGGAGUCAGGAAGUUGAUCCCGCUGACAAGACAUGCGCACUACUUUUUUUGUUUAUACUUUGUGCUUCUAACAUAUCCAGCUUUUUCACAAGAUCAAAAUUUGACCACAGCCUCAACAACCACCUCUUGUUUGCCCUGGGCACGGUCUUGUUGCUACAAAAGAGACGCGAAUCUCCAGAGGACAAGACGGUAUUGCUGUCACACCACAAAACGGCGUCGUUAUCUCAUCGGAGGAGUAAAUCUCAAGACUAUAAAGACGCCUCUAUCGGGAAACCUGUGGAAGCUCAGCUCAGAUUUGUGUUAGUGGAUACAGCAGACGCAGACUCAGAGUUGUGUGGAUACUCAAUACAACUUCUCUUACUGCAGGGAUUUCUUUUUGUCCUGCUUGCCUUCGUUUCCAUGUUGCUCGCCCACCCUUUGGCAGCCUUCCUGUUGGUUCUUCCGACCGUGGGGAGCUCCUGUGCCAGUCUCGCUGCCUUACCGGCGACCGCGUUGGUCAUCUCUGUCUUGGCCGUAACCGUGGCCCUGUCGGGUCUCCUGUGGCCUGAUCUGGAGGCCCGCCUGACCCAGACUCUGUGUUGUUCCGUGACGCGGCCGGCCCAGGCGGUCAUCGCUUCUGUCUACACAACGGUCAAAACUAGUAUGGAAACUUGCCCGACUAUUUGACUCGACUCCCACAUUUCUCUAUGAACAGAAUAACUAAUAAUAAAUUAUGAUGGUAUAGCCAGG
Aplysia californica (California sea hare) is the source of this 1530-nucleotide messenger RNA. RefSeq lists its product as uncharacterized. NCBI's taxonomy places the organism in Eukaryota, Metazoa, Mollusca, Gastropoda, Aplysiida, Aplysiidae. The record is from RefSeq and is a predicted model, not a curated record.